GCGCCAGUCCGCGCCCGAACGCCACGCGCGCGCCACGACGCGCUCAGUGCUGACACCUCGAAAGCCUCACUAGAUACCUGACACCAGACACUAGACUGUAGACAUUUGUGACAGUGACACUGACGUUCAGUAGUGAUAUGUUAAGCAGCCCUUUUCAUGUAAACAAACACGGAUUGUUUUAUGCAGUGAACGGGUAAUCCCCUGUCGUUGACGUACACAAGAAAAUGACUCAGGCAAUGCGGGGGUGGUGCGCGCGGUGGAGCGCGGGGCGGGCGCGCACGCGCUGGCUGGCGGCGCUGCUGUGCUGGUGCGCGCUGGUGGCGCUGGCACUGCCGCGGCUGCACCCGCCAGCGCGCCGGGCCGCGCCGCACCCCGCCCCGCCAGCGCGCCUGCUGCUGCAGUCCGAGCCGGCCGCCUCCACGCCCGCGCCCGCCUCGCCGCCCGCUCCCUCGGGGCCGCUGCCCGCCACCGACACGCGCGUGCUCUCCGAGGACGAGCUGCGCGCCGACGCCGAACGCCGCCUGCCCUCGCUGCCGCUCGCCUACUGGCACAGACACAAGGAUGACAAGAACAAGUUCUACAAGAAGAAGGACUGCGCACCCUUCCCCUCGAUAUACGACCUCGAGUUCCACAACACGUAUUGGCAAACCCUACGCGCCAAGGGCGAGGUGUUCCAUCUGUACGGAGCGUACAUGGACGCACGCAACGCGUCGCGCAUAGGGCCGGCCGUGCGCGUGCUUGCAGUGCACGACCGUAUCAAGCCCACGCUGGCCACGCACUGCCAGCUGUGGUUCGAAGAGCGCGAGGCGCCCGUGGUGGUGCGCAACCUCGAGUACAAGUACGUGUGGAACAGCAAGUGGGGCAACUACCGCGACGGCGUGCUGCAGCCGUACCUGCUGGCGUGCGUGCUGCCCGCCGAGGUGCGCCACCUGGUGCCCGCCUCCGUGUCGCUCGUGGCCAGCCCCUGCGACCGCGCCACCAACAACCUGCGCGUGCACAACGACCGCCCCGCCGCGCCGGAGGAACGCAAGGACUUCGCCGUGUGCGUCAAGGGGCUGGAUUUCCUGCACGAAGACUUAUCAGUGCGCCUCGUCGAGUGGAUCGAGCUGAUCCGCCUCCUGGGCGCGCACAAGAUAUUCUUUUAUGAACUGCAAGUGCAUCCGAAUAUCACCAAAGUUCUCGACUAUUACAAUAGUAUAGGCGUGACGGAGGUGACGCCGAUUACGUUGCCCGGCGGCCAGCCCAACCUGCCGGGCCUGCAGCACAUGUACCUCAAGAAGAAGACAACGCACAAGCGGCAGAUGGAACUGAUUCCGUACAACGACUGCCUGUACCGGCACAUGUACCAGUACCGCUGGCUCGCGCUGCUCGACAUCGACGAGGUGAUCGUGCCGCUAGAGGACGCAGACUGGGCGGGGCUCAUGCGGCGCGCGCUGCCGCUGGCCGCGCCCGCGCCUGGCAAGCCGCCGCGUUCCUCCUACCACGCAUCUAACGUGUACUUCCUGGACUCUCUGCGGCACGAGCACGAGUGGGAGGAAGGCGCGCCGCGUUACCUUCACAUGCUGCAGCACGUGUACCGCACGCGCAACUUCACCAAACCGGGCCAGUACGUGAAGGCGUUCCACGAGACGGAGCGCGUGCUGGCGCUGCACAACCACUUCCCGCUAGCGUGCUUGGGCGGCGCGUGCUCGUCGUAUGCGCUGGAGACGCGGCACGCCCGCCUGCAGCACUACCGCGCCGACUGCGUGAGCGCGCUGAGCAAGGCGUGCGCGGAGCUGCGCGCGCAGCCCGUGCGCGACACUGCGAUAUGGCGGUGGCGCGCGCCGCUCGUGGCCGCCGCCGACGCCGUGCUGGCCGCGCUGGGCUUCGUACCGCCGCACCGGUGACCGCCGCCGCCGGCCCGCCAGCCGCCUCAUACGCUUAGUCUAUUAAACAUAUUAAACACUAGUUAAUAAAUGUAUUUUUAUAGUUUAA
This is a messenger RNA of Zerene cesonia (dogface butterfly), 1974 nucleotides long. RefSeq lists its product as uncharacterized. The record is from RefSeq and is a predicted model, not a curated record. Bases 225 to 1886 code for a protein of 553 amino acids. The transcript has 3 exons. Lineage: Eukaryota; Metazoa; Arthropoda; Insecta; Lepidoptera; Pieridae.